Molecule: messenger RNA, 2837 nt
Organism: Epinephelus moara (kelp grouper)
Lineage: Eukaryota; Metazoa; Chordata; Actinopteri; Perciformes; Serranidae
Gene: vps16
Product: VPS16 core subunit of CORVET and HOPS complexes
Exons: 22
Biological process (GO): intracellular protein transport; vacuole fusion, non-autophagic; endosomal transport
Cellular component (GO): lysosomal membrane; endosome; HOPS complex
Molecular function (GO): actin binding
Source: RefSeq, a predicted model, not a curated record
ACAUUCAGUGUCCACAGGUGUUGAUGUCCUGUUGUCUGUCUCAGCACUCCUCAGAGAACCUCACAGACGUUCUCCCAGUUCUCGUCCUCAGUUAGAGAUUUAUUCUGCAUCUGGAGUCAGCAUUGCCAGCUUCCCGUGGAAGAGUGGUCCUGUGGUCCACCUGGGUUGGACAGUCAGUGAUGAACUGUUGUGUAUUCAGGAGGAUGGAUCAGUUCUGAUCUACGACCUGUUUGGAUCCUUCAAGAGACACUUCAGCAUGGGACAGGAAGUGGUCCAGAGUCAGGUGUUAGAAGCCAAAGUGUUCCACUCUCCUUAUGGAACAGGUGUUGCCAUAGUAACAGGCUCCUCCCGCUUCACCCUGGCAACCAACAUUGAUGACCUGAAACUCCGGAGGUUACCUGAGAUCCCAGGUCUACAGGGGAAGCCGUCCUGCUGGGUCGUCCUCACUCAGGACAGACAGACUAAAGUCCUGCUGUCAAAUGGACCUGACCUCUACAUCCUGGACAACACGUCCUGCACUGCUGUGUGUCCCCCAGGUCUUAGUCCGCAGGCUGGCAGUAUUGUCCACAUGUCUGUGUCCUUUAGUUAUAAGUACCUGGCUCUCUUCACUGAUACCGGGCACCUGUGGACAGGCUCCUCCCACCUUCAGGACAAACUGAGUGAAGUGGACACUAAAAAGUCCACGCCUCCCAAACAGAUGGUUUGGUGUCGCAGACCAAAGAGUCAGCAGCCCUCUGUGGUGUUGAUGUGGGACAGACUGCUCAUGGUGGCCGGAGUGUGUCACGAUACCAUCCAGUUCCCCAUAGAGGAUCACUGUGUUUUGGUUGGAGAGCUGGAUGGAAUUCGGAUCAUCAGCUCGACCAAUCAGGAGCUGCUUCAGGAGGUGCCUCUGGUCUGUCAGGACAUCUUUAAGAUUGCCUCCAUGGCUCCUGGAGCUCUGCUGCUGGAGGCCCACAGGGAGUACGAGAAGUCGAGUCAGAAGGCUGAUGAGUACCUGAGGGAGAUCAAGGAGCAGAGCAUGCUGGGAGAAGCAGUCCGACAGUGUGUGGAGGCAGCAGGACACGAAUAUGACGCCAACACCCAGAAAUCCCUGCUGAGGGCGGCGUCCUUUGGGAAGUGUUUCCUGACAGACUUCAGUUCGGACCCGUUCGUGACGAUCUGCAGAGAACUCCGAGUCCUGAACGCCGUCAGGGAGAGCACCGUGGGGCUGCCGCUCACUCACACUCAAUUCAAACAGAUGACUAUACAGGUGCUGAUCGACAGGCUGGUGUAUCGACAGUUUUAUCCGUUAGCGAUAGAAGUCUGCCGUUACCUGAAGAUUCCAGAUUAUCAGGGAGUCAGCAGAGUCCUCAAACACUGGGCCUCAUGCAAGGUGCAGCAGAAGGACCUAUCAGACGAGGCCAUAGCCCGAGCGGUGUGUGUGAAGGUGGGAGACUCACCUGGUGUGUCUUACUCACACAUCGCAGCCAAAGCGUAUGAAUGUGGACGCACUGAGCUCGCCAUCAAGUUGUUGGACUUUGAGGCUCGGUCUGGAGAACAAGUCCCUCUGCUGUUGAAGAUGAAGAGGAGUCAGCUGGCUCUCAGUAAAGCUGUGGAGAGUGGAGAUACUGACCUAGUUUACACGGUGGUGACGUACCUGAAGAACGAGAUGAACAGAGGAGACUUCUUCAUGACUCUGAGGAACCAACCGGUCGCACUGAGUCUCUACAGACAGUUCUGUAAGCUGCAGGAACAGGAGACUCUAAAGGAUCUUUAUAACCAGGACGAUGAUCACCAGGAACUCGCCAACUACUACGUCACUGCCAGCUACAGAGAAAAGAGGUUAGAAAGCCGUCUGUCUCUCCUGCAGAGCGCUGUCGAUGAAUACAACAAGGCCAAGAAUGAGUUCUCUGCAAAGGCCACAGAGGACGAGAUGCGUCUUCUUCGCUUCCAACGCAAACUGGACGAUGAGAAAGGGGCGGGGCUACUGGGACUGUCCCUGCAGGCCACCAUGGAGGCUCUGCUGGCUUUAGGACUCCACAAACAAGCAGAACAACUUUACAGAGACUUCAGAGUACCUGACAAAAGAUAUUGGUGGUUGAAGCUGAAGUCUCUGGCAGAGAAGGAGGAGUGGGAGGAGUUAGAGAAGUUCUCAAAGAGCAAGAAGUCUCCUAUUGGCUACCUGGCGUUUGUUGAAGUCUGCAUGAAGAGUAACAACAAGUACGAGGCCAAGAAGUACGUUUCCAAGGUGACACCUGAGCAGAAGGUCAAAGCUCACCUGGCUGUCGGUGAUCUGGAGGGCGCGGCGGACGCUGCAAUCGAACGCAAGAGCGACUCAGAGAUGGGGGCGGUCCUCUCCAGAUGCCCCACCUCCGACCGCCUCUUGAUUGACAGGUUGAACCGAGCCAGAGCCACCGCUGCCAAAAAGUGAUCCACCCUUCCCUCCAUUCAGAGUGUGUGUACAGAGACAGCAGAUGGUCCAUCGCCGCAAAGUGCUCCUCAGCUUACCGUCUGACUGGCACUCAGAGUGGGCGUUACCAUAGCAACCAGAGUCGUUUCUUCUUCAUGGGCUUUAAUAUCAGAACUGAUGAUCAUGUUAUCGAUCUGUGCUGAUAAGUUAUGAUUGAUUAUUGAUCGCCCAGCUGAUGUUGCUUUGAAAUGUUUUCUUCUGUGUUUGCUGCGAUUGAGCCGCAGCCUGAUCUACUGAAUGUCUGUGUGAAGUUUGUCUCCAGCGCUUCUGUUUAUCCACUUUAUUUAACCGAUCACUGAUCACCUGUAUCAGAGCUGAAAGUUCCUGUACAAACUGAACAUCAUUUCCUGUCGCUGCUUCACAUUAAAAGCGUCCACCAGAGAAACAG